CCAUUACAUUUCUCUCUUUAGAGAACCCCAAACAGACAAUCGCACUAUUGUCUCUCCUUAAUAAAAACAAACACCCAAAUCUACUCUGUUUUCUUUACAGCAAAUGGACCCUUUCGUUCAUCAGAACCCCAUUUUCGAGCCACCGGAGACUCCAAGAGAACCAAUGGAGUUCUUAUCCCGUUCUUGGAGUAUCUCCUCCUUACAAGUUUCCAAAACUCUCACAUCCCCAUCGCCGGCGCCUCAGAUUCUCUCCGCCGGAGUUGUUGAUUCAAUACCUGAAGACAUCGCCGGAGAAAUAGAAGAGUCACCGACGACUGUCUCCGGCAAUCCCUUCUCUUUUGCCUCUUCCCAAACUUGUCAACUCGUUAUGGAACGUAUAAUGUCACAAUCUGAGUUAUCACCACUUACUUCCGGUAGACUCUCUCAUAGCAGUGGUCCUUUGAUCACCGACAGCCCUCCCGUCUCCCCUCCGGAAAAUGACGACAUCAAGCUGUUUUGUCGCCACAAUAACAAUUAUCCUUACACAUUUGGACUACCUACUUCCGGCGCCGGUGCCGGCGCCGGAGGAGGAGGAGUGGGAAGGACUGUGGGCCGUUGGCUUAAGGAUAGGAGAGAGAAGAAGAAGGAAGAUACUAGGGCUCAUAAUGCGCAGCUUCAUGCUGCGAUUUCUGUCGCUGGAGUGGCUGCUGCCGUUGCUGCUAUUGCCGCUGCCUCCGCGUCCACUUCUGGAUCUGGUAAGGAUCAGCAGAUGGCGAAGACAGAUAUGGCGGUGGCGUCUGCAGCUACGUUAGUCGCAGCUCAGUGCGUUGAAGCGGCGGAAGCCAUGGGGGCGGAGAGAGAGCAUCUUGCCUCUGUUAUUAGCUCUGCUGUUAAUGUUCGAUCUGCUGGAGAUAUCAUGACCUUAACUGCCGCCGCCGCAACUGCUUUGCGUGGGGCGGCUACAUUGAAGGCUAGGACUCUGAAGGAAGUGUGGAAUAUAGCGGCUGUGAUACCGGUGGACAAAGGGCGGGGAGGAAGAGGAGUUAACGGUGGUGGUGGUGAUGAAAAUGGUAGCAAUGGGAGUUCGAGUAGUAGUUUCAGUGGCGAAUUUGCGCUUGAAGAGAAUUUCCUUGGCAUCUGUAGCCAAGAACUGUUAGCUAGAGGUUCAGAGCUUCUUAAGAGAACUCGAAAAGGUGAUCUUCACUGGAAGAUAAUUUCGGUCUACAUCAACAAUAUGGGUCAGGUUAUGCUUAAGAUGAAGAGUAGGCUAGCUGGGACCAUCACCAAAAAGAAAAAGAAUGUGGUCUUGGAAGUGUUGAAAAAUAUUCCGGCUUGGCCUGGGCGUCAUUUACUUGAAGGAGGUGAGGAUCGCCAUUACUUUGCAUUUAGAACGGUUGGGAGAGGAGUUGUGGAAUUCGAGUGCAGGAACCGAAGAGAACACGAUGUGUGGACUCAGGGUGUAUCGAGGCUUCUAGCCGUAGCAGCAGAAAGAAGAGGUAUAAAUAGAAAUUGAGUGUAAUAAGCUUACUAACAACAAUAUCCACAUAAGAUCAUGAUGAUGAUGUCUUAGUCAUAUUUUGGCCUUAAAAGAUGGGAAAGUGUGGGGGUUUUUUAAGUUGGGUCAUAAAAUCUGGUAUUCCUAUUGUAAAAAGAAGUGGGAGUUUGAAAUAUAAAAUUCCUAUUUGGGGUCUUAAGGUAUUUUUUUGUCAUACCCCUAUAAUAUACCCUAUCUAAACUUUUAGAAGGAACCCAUGUGAUUUUAUUUAUUAUAUAUCCCCUUCUAGUUCAUUUUGGAUGAAACCAAUGAAAAAAUUUAGGGUUUUCUGUGUUGUAUUGUGUGUUUCAGGAAUAGUGAUUUGUGAAUAAUUUGUGUUGAUUAUUUAAUUGUGUCAUUGGAAUUGGUUAAAGGUGUUUCUGAUUGCUUGAUUAUUGUUUA
Molecule: messenger RNA, 1915 nt
Organism: Impatiens glandulifera
Lineage: Eukaryota; Viridiplantae; Streptophyta; Magnoliopsida; Ericales; Balsaminaceae
Product: VAN3-binding protein-like
Exons: 7
Coding region: 104-1492 (462 amino acids)
Biological process (GO): phloem or xylem histogenesis; leaf vascular tissue pattern formation; auxin-activated signaling pathway
Source: RefSeq, a predicted model, not a curated record